Trypanosoma cruzi is the source of this 272-nucleotide messenger RNA. RefSeq names its product eukaryotic translation initiation factor 4E, putative. Lineage: Eukaryota; Euglenozoa; Kinetoplastea; Trypanosomatida; Trypanosomatidae. The transcript has a single exon. The annotation marks the transcript as partial. The record is from RefSeq and is a predicted model, not a curated record.
AUGAGCUCCGUUCUGAAGGCGGACGUGAAGGAGUACAUUCCUUCAUGGGCUCACAGGCGGUCCUCUGGCGUGAACCCCGCCGCUACGUCGACAACCAAGAAUGGAUUUGCGACAUCCAUACCAACAAACAGCGUUAUUACGACGCAUAGUAGCUGCGCCGGGAUCAACGUUCCAAAUUACACUUCUUCCCCACGUGCGGCGGCUGGCCUGCCCUUGUGCAGCCCAACGACAGCGCUUCGUCUUCCAACUCGUAUGAGUCCCCAUGCACGCAC